GCCAUCUUGCCCACUUGUGUGACGCAGCCGGAAUAAGGAAGCCAAAAUACAUUUUGGGGCGAUCUGGCUUGAUGCACAGCUUGCUACAUCUAGCUACAUCCUGAAUGCAAAGUCAAAACACUUAUUCGAACUAAUAUCACAACCUCUGCAAGUGUUUCUGCGAUCAUUUCACCUUUGGGAACAUGUCGUCGGACAGGGGAGGACCCUGGUCGUAUGUCACUGCCACAGUAUUGACCUUGUUUCUGCUGGAUAUAGCUGGCUUUGCUCACGCGAAGAAUUUUGAGGAUGUUCGCUGCAAGUGCAUCUGCCCACCAUACAGAAACAUCUCUGGCCAUAUAUAUAACAGAAAUGUCUCCCAGAAGGAUUGUAACUGCCUCCAUGUAGUGGAGCCCAUGCCAGUGCCGGGCCAUGAUGUGGAAGCAUACUGCCUGUUGUGUGAGUGCAAGUACGAGGAGCGAAGUAGCAACACCAUUAAGGUAACGAUCAUCAUUUACUUGUCAGUCGUGGGUGCCCUGCUGCUUUACAUGCUGUUCCUGUUACUUGUUGAUCCUCUGAUUCGCAAACAUGACCCCUACACCCAGCCGCUGCACAAUGAGGAGGACGCAGAGGUUCAGGAGAUGCGUCCCCAGGUGGAUAACGCUCAGGCCAGAGGAAACACGGUUCUGGAGCGGGUUGAGGGAGCACAGCAGCGCUGGAAAAAGCAGGUCCAGGAGCAGCGCAAGACUGUUUUUGAUCGUCACAAGAUGCUUAGUUAAACCCUACAGCUGAACUCAGACCAGGUUUAGAGGAGGUAACUUUCCUGGGCUCAAUGCUACUACACUUUUACCAGCUGCUUCAUAACUAACCUUUUUACUUUCUGAGCUGUGCACCAUUUCAAUCAGUGUUUCCUCUCCAAUAAUAUUCAACCACACACAAGCAGAUUGAGUUUAUUUGUUAUAUGUAACACUUUAGACUUUGUUGCAGUUGCAGAGAAACUGCAUGUCAGUGCACUGUUAACUGCUAAUAAACAUCUUAUUCAUUUCAGCAAUUAGCAAUGCAAUUUUGAAUGUCUGUAAGAGAAACUUUUGUCUAUUUAGUCAAACUGUGAAUGGCUUCUGUAAAAAUGAUCGUGCUCUUUGCUGGCUGAACCUGUAUUUUUCUCUCUAGAUCAUUUUUUUCUCCUAGCAUAAUUAUAAAGUUAUCUCAGAACAGGCAGGCUGAAUAUAUUUGAAUGGUCCUUUAUGCUAUCUGGUCUCAAAAACUAACCUAAGUCUGCUUUUGCCAAGCGUUAAACAUUUCCUUGUCCAGCACUGAAAAUGAUUCAUAACAGUUUUUAAUAUAUUUUAAUUAAUUUUACCCCAUUGCUGUGAAUCAAAACCUGAGCAAUUUUAGUUUACUUUGCAUCAAAAGAGAUUCUAAAAAAACUUUAACUUUUGCCUUUGCAAUUUAAAUAGGUAGAAUAAGCGACUUGUAAGUUAUGUGGCACCAACAAUUGCCUUUUUCUAAUUCUCUCUUUGUGUGAGGCAUUUAGCUGCAUCAUAACUAAAAGAUACGUUUUAUUUAUGGGCCAUUCUGCCUUUGAUUUGAGAUAGUACCUUGGAUAGAGUGGGAAACAGGACAGAGGGAUGGGAGAAUAACGUGCAGUAAAGUGCCCCAGUUUUGAAUGUAACCCAGGCAGCCCACUUCAGGAACUAUAGCAUAUGUACAUGGAAUGUGCAAUGUAACUACUAAGCCAAACCAUGCCCUAAACCUGAAAUAUUUUGAGGUUAAACCAAUACAUUUUUGGUAAUGUAUUAUCCAUAAAGAAGAUGUGUUUGAAUAAAUGUAAUGUGGAUAGGCGUAAAGCCACAUUUCUGACCUUUAUUUUGCAGUUUUUGGAAAAUUCCCACAUAAAGAGAGAAAUGGAGAACAGUGCAUUUGACAGAGCUUUAAAGCUGUAUCCAGCUGAAUCAAAUCUCUGCUACUGGAGAAUGUCCCAGAUCAGUAAAGCUACUGAUAAUGCGUUUAAGUGUGGCAGAAUCAGGAUGCCUUCACGGCUUUGAAGGAAGCUUUUGUGCAUCAUGAUGUGUCACUGAAUUCUCCCCCUCGGAUCUCACUUAAGCUCUCUGAGGGGGAGAUUUAAUACAGCAAAGUAAGGCGCACUGACUCACAUUACCUCAUGCACAUUGUAAACUUCUGAAGAUAAUUUGCCUGUAAGUGUUUGUUUUUCACUGAAGUGUUUUUGAUUGAUUUAAGUGUAAUUCCUUAUCACUGUUUUCUGUGUUAUGUAUUUAUAUUUAUCUCCAGAGUGGAGUAUGGCACUGCUAAUGUUUUUGUUUUGUUUUUCCAUUCAUCUUGAUCUGAAAUAAAAAGGUACUCAUGAGUGCAAGA
Molecule: messenger RNA, 2349 nt
Organism: Notolabrus celidotus (New Zealand spotty)
Lineage: Eukaryota; Metazoa; Chordata; Actinopteri; Labriformes; Labridae
Gene: tmem9
Product: transmembrane protein 9
Exons: 6
Coding region: 183-755 (190 amino acids)
Cellular component (GO): lysosomal membrane
Source: RefSeq, a predicted model, not a curated record